Scomber scombrus (Atlantic mackerel) is the source of this 2308-nucleotide messenger RNA. RefSeq lists its product as uncharacterized. The transcript is spliced from 2 exons. Lineage: Eukaryota; Metazoa; Chordata; Actinopteri; Scombriformes; Scombridae. The record is from RefSeq and is a predicted model, not a curated record. The coding region runs from base 1 to 2295 and encodes 764 amino acids.
AUGCAGCUGGAAGUUCCCUGUUCUCCAGCUCCACCUGUUUGGCUUCCGAGCGUGCACUCCGGGGCCCCCCACGCCCCCAUCUCCCAGCUGCCACGGACCGUGCCAGAGCAGACCGGGAGAGACGGACAUCUGACGGCAGAGGUGCCGAGGGCGCAGCUAAUAAAAGCCAAAACUAUAAAAAUAAACAGCGCGGUGGCGGCACCUGCCGUCCCACCCCCGGGGAAAGCUGCGGCUUUUCCCGGGGUGAGGGCAGUGAGGUCCCCGUCACUGCGUUGUCCUCCCGGGCCAAAGUGCACAGCACCGCCCAGAGGCCAUGUCAGUUUUCCACCACGAGAGGGCGCCACCGCACCGCGGUUGGGACCUCUCAUGGUGGAAGAGCUGCAGCGCGUCUCACCUCUCUGCCGCAGGUGGCAGAGGUGGGCUGCGCUCGCAGCUUCGCCCUGGGUGUUGAAGACGAUUUUGAGGGGUUACAGGCUGCAGUUUGCCGCUGUUCCCCCUCGAUUCGCCGGCAUAAUACACUCCCAGGCUCAGGGAGAGUCAGCUCGUGUUUUGCAAGAGGAAAUCCUCUCACUGUUAAACAAAGGAGCAAUCUGUGUCGUUCCUCCCGCACAGUGUCAGAGCGGUUUUUACUCCAGGUACUUUCUGGUCCCAAAACGGGGGGGGAGUGGUAUUCGCCCUAUCCUGGAUCUACGUGCUCUGAACAAAUUUCUCAGGAAAUACAAGUUCAGGAUGCUCACACACGCAUCCCUGCUGCGCCUGGUGCGACAGAACGAUUGGUUCACUUCUGUCGAUCUGAAAGACGCAUAUUUCCACAUUCCAAUAUAUCCUCCCCACAGAAAGUAUCUGAGGUUCGCUUUCCAGGGGACGUGCUACGAGUACCGCGUGCUCCCAUUCGGUCUGUCUUUAAGCCCGAGGGUGUUCGUCCGGUGCACGGAAGCGGCGAUAGCCCCACUGAGACAGCAGGGCAUUCGCUUGGCCACAUAUCUGGACGAUUGGCUACUUUUGGCACAAUCGAGGCAGGAGGCCAUGGCGCAUACGCGUAUUCUCACACGGCACCUAUUAGACCUGGGUUUUGUGAUAAACGCGGAAAAGAGCAUGCUGUGCCCGACACAGGACAUAAUCUUUCUGGGAUUAUCCCUGGACUCGGUGAUUUUCACGGCGCGCCUCUCGGCGGAGCGAGUGAGAGCUUUCAGAGCAUGUCUCGCGCUUUUCCAUCCAGGCAAAUCUGUUCAAUUCAGAUUGUGUCUUCGAUUACUCGGACUGAUGGCGUCAGCCAUUCUCGUGGUUCGUCUCGGUCGCCUCCACAUGCGGGAAUUCCAGCUCUGGGUGGCCUCAUGCGGGCUGGAUCCCGUGCGUCAUGGCGCACGGAGAGUGUUGGUUACGCCGGGGUGCGUCAGGGCACUGCGCCACUGGCAAGCCCCGUCGUUUCUGACCCGCGGGGUGCCCAUGGGCUCUGUCCUGUCCAGGAAGGUGGUCACUACGGACGCCAGCCUGACAGGGUGGGGCGGAAUUCACGAGGGCCGGUCAGUGAGGGGCCGCUGGAGUGUGGACCUCCAGCGGUCUCACAUAAAUUUUCUGGAACUUUCAGCGGUGUUCCUCUCCCUGAAACACUUCCUUCCGUCUCUCAUGGGCCAUCAUGUCCUGGUGAGGACGGACAAUACGACGACGGUAGCGUACAUCAACCGCCAAGGGGGGUUGCGCUCUCGUCAGUUGCACAUGCUGGCACGCAGACUGAUCCUGUGGAGCUGCGGUCGUCUCCUCUCCCUGAGGGCGACGCACGUCCCGGGAGCUCUGAACACGGGCGCGGACCUGUUGUCCAGGGGCGCGCCGGUAUACGGGGAGUGGACUCUGCACCCAGAGAUUGUGGAACAGAUAUGGGCCCGUUAUGGUCGGGCCGCGGUGGAUCUGUUCGCGUCAAGAGGAAACGCGCAGUGCGCGCUGUUUUACUCUCUGCGCAACCUGGAUGCUCCCCUCGGCAUAGACGCACUAGCGCACGUCUGGCCGCACGAGCUUCUUUACGCGUUCCCUCCCCUGGCCCUGAUACCCCCCACUCUGUCCAGAGUGAGGGACCACAGCCACGCGCUGAUUCUGAUAGCUCCGCAUUGGCCUGCAAUGCAUUGGCUGGCGGAGAUAUAUCGGUUGCUGUGCGCGCAACCUUGGCAGCUCCCGCUGCGCAGGGACCUGUUAUCACAGGGGGGGGGGACGGUUUUCCACCCGCACCCAGAACGCCUGGCGCUGUGGGUUUGGCCCCUGAGUGGUUCAAUUUGUCAGCUGUGGGACUCCCACAGCGUGUGAUUUCCACUAUACA